AUGGAGGCCGCUGGCGACGAAGAAGGUCCGACGACGUACGGCCAGAUCGAGCAGUUCUUGAACUCGUUGGAGGGCCUGACUGCGCAGCAGCGCAUCGAUUGCAUCGUCGCGUUCCUCAUCUCCUUCCUCCCUCCGCCCUUAGUCCCCGCCCCCGAGGUCGUGGGCGACGACUCCGACGAUGAGAGCUUCUCCCUCACCUCCUCCGACUCCGAGGCCUCCGAUGCCGGCGCGGACCCGGCCGCGUUCCACCCGGUGGCGCUCGGCGACGGUGAGGACCACAUCAGCCGCCUCCCGGACGUGCUCCUCUCCAACAUCAUCUCCCGCCUCGCCACCCAGGAGGCCGAGCGCACCGUCGUCCUCUCCACGCGCUGGCGCGGCGUGUGGGCCACGACCCCGCUCCUCAUCGACGACGCCCACCUCGUCGGUGCAUACGGGCCCCACGACAUCCCCAUCGUGCGCGCCGUGUCGCGCUGCGUGGCCGCGCACCCCGGCCCCGUCCGCGGCGUGCGCCUCACCGGCCUCUCCUUCUCCCACGAGUACUCUCUCCGGUGCCUGGUUGCGGACCUCGCCAACAAGGACGUCCAGGACCUCAUCCUCUUCAACCGCCCGUGGCCGCUCAACAUGCCGCUCCCCGAAGACAUCCUCCGCUGCGCCUCCCUUGAGCGCCUCUACCUUGGCGUGUGGCAAUUCCCGAAGAUCAACAGUGCACCCGCCCUGUUCGACAAACUCCGCGAGCUCGGCCUCUUCCACUGCAUGGUCCGCGAUGAAGAAGUUGAUGCCAUGCUCGCGCUCUGCCCGAAGCUGGAGAUCCUCUCCAUCGUCAUGUCGUUCGGUUCGCCGUCACGCCUCCGCAUUGUGUCCCGCAGCCUCCAAGUUGUGGCGGAUUGGGAAUCCACCUUGGACGAGGUCGUCGUCCACGACGCUCCCUGCCUCGAGCGGCUGAUCUUCCAGACCAUUGACACAAGGAGGUCCAUCAAGAUUGUUGGCGCGCCCAGGCUGCAGGUGCUGGGGUUCCUCGACCUCAACCUACAUGAGCUUGAGAUUGGAGGCAUUGCAAUCAAGGUAACUGCCGGAAUGAUUGUGAGGGCCAGGGCCAUGGUUCCAAGCCUGAAGGUACUGGCAGUCAUAGUUCGUUUCGCAUGCAACCAGGAGGCCAAGAUGCUGCCCACCCUACUCAAAUGCUUCCCUUGCCUGGAGACGCUGCAUAUCCUGGUAAUGCCUGUUCCAUCUGACUCCGUUAACAGCACCCAUAACCUUGAGUUCUGGGAAUCCCUGGGUUCUUGUGUCCUUGAGUUGCAUCUGAAGACGCUCAUGGUUCAUGGGUGCCUGGUGCAGAACAACGAGAUUGGGUUCCUGCAGUAUGUUAUCAGAGAGGGAAAGGCGCUCAAGGCCGUGUGCCUUGCUCCGUCACCUAAUAACAAGGUGGCGAUUGACAUGGUCUCAGCUAAAUUUGGUAAGAACAAUGCAGCAUCAGGUGGUGGAAGCAGUACUGACAUUUCCCUUGCCAAGAUCAAUGGCUGGAUCUUUCAAAAUGCAAUCGAUAUGUCAGUGGAUGACCCCUUCUCUGUGGACGACGUGUGCCAAGGUCAGUGUUUGAGAUCAACUGUUUAUACUCAAAACACAAUUGAUGGUUGCGAGAAUUUCAACUCCAAAGCUCCAGUUGGAGUUUGUCAGGACUAUGAAUGGUGGUGCGACUGUAAUAAUGAAUAG
Messenger RNA from Setaria italica (foxtail millet), 1710 nucleotides. Its product is annotated as F-box/LRR-repeat protein At1g06630-like. NCBI's taxonomy places the organism in Eukaryota, Viridiplantae, Streptophyta, Magnoliopsida, Poales, Poaceae. Gene Ontology annotation, molecular function: protein binding. The record is from RefSeq and is a predicted model, not a curated record.